Messenger RNA from Drosophila subobscura, 491 nucleotides. Its product is annotated as lipopolysaccharide-induced tumor necrosis factor-alpha factor homolog. Bases 27 to 458 code for a protein of 143 amino acids. Gene Ontology annotation, molecular function: zinc ion binding. The transcript is spliced from 3 exons. NCBI's taxonomy places the organism in Eukaryota, Metazoa, Arthropoda, Insecta, Diptera, Drosophilidae. The record is from RefSeq and is a predicted model, not a curated record.
AGUUCUCUGGCGACCAUCAAACGGAAAUGCAGUACAAUCAGCCGCAGCCUGGAACCGUUGGCUACCCGUACCCGCCACAGCCUGGAGCAGGUGGCUAUCCGUACCCGCCGCAGCCACAGCCACCGAGCUACGAGCAGGCCGUACAUGUCACGGGACAAGCGCCCGUUCGAGUUCAGGUUCAGGGCGCACAGCCGCCGCCCGUGGUGAUCAUUCAGCAUCAAGCUGCUCUGCCGGUGGGUCCCGAUGCCAGCUUCAUCACCUGUCCCCACUGCCAUGUCCAGAAGCUGACCCGAGUCGAAUAUGCGCCCAGUGUGCGCACCCACUGCAUGGCCGCCCUGCUCUGCCUCAUUGGCCUCUGGUGUUUCGCCUGCUUGCCCUACUGCGCCACCAGUUGCAUGAAUGCGAAUCACUUCUGCGGCAACUGCAACAAGUUUGUGGGCGUCUACAACAGCGACUAGCAAGCAGCAAACAGCAGCAGCAGCAACAGCAGC